AUGCUCCUUCCAACAGCAUCUCUGAUCCUCGCCGCAGGCGCGCUUGUCGCAGCCCAGACGCCCGCCGGCUUCACGCCCGAGGUGGCCGCGCGGCUGGACCUCAUCUUUGGGGCCAAGACGGUGACGGUUCCCGGCACGAGCCUGACAAAAGCCGAGACAGCAAAGCAGCCGACAAUUGGUACCUCCGACGCGGUCCUGAACGGCACGUACCUGUGGAUGAUGAUAGACCAGGACGUCCCAGCCAACUUCCAAAACCCCAGCGCCGGCGGCCGCCGCACGAACCUACACGCCAUGCUCACGGGGUACAAGGCGGGCGCCAACGCCGGCGCCGUGCACGCGCUAGUCACGUCGGCGACGGGGCCCGUCGCGUACACGGGGCCCGCGCCGCCGGCCGAGACGCCCGCGCACCCGCACCGCUACGUCAGCCUGCUAUACGAGACGCCCGCCGCCGGCUUCGCCGUCACACGCGCCCAGGUCGGCCAGACGCUGGGCUUCAACCUGACCGCGUUUGUUGCCGCUGUGGGGCUGGUUGUGCCGGUGAGGGCGAAUUAUUUCAAUGUUACGGGAUGA
Messenger RNA from Lasiosphaeria miniovina, 570 nucleotides. RefSeq names its product phosphatidylethanolamine-binding protein. The record is from RefSeq and is a predicted model, not a curated record. Gene Ontology annotation, biological process: regulation of Ras protein signal transduction; regulation of proteolysis. Gene Ontology annotation, molecular function: phospholipid binding; peptidase inhibitor activity. The transcript is spliced from 4 exons. NCBI's taxonomy places the organism in Eukaryota, Fungi, Ascomycota, Sordariomycetes, Sordariales, Lasiosphaeriaceae. The coding region runs from base 1 to 570 and encodes 189 amino acids.